UGUUACAAUUACUCUGAUAUAAUGACUUCUGCCGGACAGCUGCCUCAAUGUGACUCACAUCAGCUUGAAGUUGUUGACAUCUUUAGUUGUUGAACUAUUUUCCGUUCAUGUAAAUCACUGCUUUGCUGUGCCCGUUGAUGUUAAUUGUGAUUCAAACGUUUAAUCGCGAUCCACUAGCCAGUAUGCAAAAGAAAGAAGGAGAAGACAUCUGUAUUCUGAUCCAUUCAAACAGAAUUUGCAUCGUCACACUAGCUCCAUCUCAUCCUAUUCUAGAAAAGAAGAAGAAAGUUACAGGUGUAAAUUUCAAUGUUGGUAAAGUAAAUCGCUUAGACAACAAGGUGUCUGGAAAGGGCAAAAGGGGGGCCCAGUGGCUAGGACCCAGUUCAACGCUUUGCAGCUUGUCAUGUGAAGAUGGCAGCAUAUAUGAUGUAUGCAGUGGGAUCAAAGGUCAGCUUAUUGAGGUCAAUGAGGCCUUGAUUCACUCUCCACACCUAAUCAAUGAAGAACCGCUUAAUACUGGUUACAUUGGCAUUCUUCUGCCGCCAUUAAAGGAACACCAACAAGAGACUGAACGGCUACUAACAGAAGAUCAGUACCAAGAGGUCUUGCGAGAACGCCAGUCGGCUUGUACGUAAGCGAAUGACAUAAGGACGACCAUGUGAAGGUAGCGGGGAAUAGGAGAAAACUGCGCUUUAUUGACAAGAAAAUAAUGAUGUGAGCUGUGGAGACGUUCUUCCUGUGAGGUGCCUUUCAAAUGCUGCCGCUCCACUGACAGUUUUGUGUAGCAAGAACAAUUUUAGACCACCUCAUGGCAACAUAUCCACGAAAAACAAAGUUUUGACAGACUUAAUAUGGGUGUUUAGGUGUCGUAUCAACGCUGCAGGAUGCCCUUUGGGAACUGGUGAUCCUGGCCAGUUCUUUAGUUCUAGUAAAGCUUUGAGCGAGGUUAGUGUGGUAAUCAGAUUGUACGUGAAUGGCAUGUCUUUCCGGACAAGUGAGCAUGGUCGGUGUGCAAGGGAGGGAAUCCGUGAGUGGUGUCGGACCCUUUUAAUUUUGCUUGAGUGGUAUAAUUCUCGAGUGAGGUUUGAGUGGCAGCGACGUACUAGAAAGGCUGUGCAUGCUAUCCCUAUACUCCAGUCAAACUGUGACGUUUGUCUGUUCUAAUGAGUGGCAUCGGUCUGUUCUAGUGAGUGGCAUCAGUCUGUUCUAACACGGGUGUGAAAGGCAUCGCAGUCCUUACGCUGCACCCUGGGUUUUGUGUGUGUGUUUGUGGGUGACGUGGCCUUGUGACCCUUCACCUUACAAGUACCAGGGUCAUCUUGGUGCUCGUUGUGAGGAAAUGACUGAUAGCCCGUUCGUGUGACACUGACUGCCUUGCCGUCAGCGUGUUCUUGUGAUUUGUCGAUUCUUGUCGCCAUUUUUGUGAGGUAUUGAUCCGUGGUCCUCGCCCUGCCCUGGUGAUGGAGGCAGUGAAGGUCACCAGGGUAGAGAAACCUUGCGCUGUGCACGCACAUCGUCUCCGGGACGGCAAGCCACAGGAGUCACAGAGGCCUGACUGC
Messenger RNA from Pomacea canaliculata, 1559 nucleotides. RefSeq names its product protein Simiate-like. NCBI's taxonomy places the organism in Eukaryota, Metazoa, Mollusca, Gastropoda, Architaenioglossa, Ampullariidae. Gene Ontology annotation, molecular function: actin filament binding; actin monomer binding. Gene Ontology annotation, biological process: regulation of actin filament polymerization; regulation of filopodium assembly; dendrite morphogenesis. Gene Ontology annotation, cellular component: filopodium tip; nucleus; dendrite. The record is from RefSeq and is a predicted model, not a curated record. The transcript has 5 exons. The coding region runs from base 138 to 635 and encodes 165 amino acids.